Messenger RNA from Lotus japonicus, 900 nucleotides. RefSeq lists its product as uncharacterized. Lineage: Eukaryota; Viridiplantae; Streptophyta; Magnoliopsida; Fabales; Fabaceae. The coding region runs from base 250 to 777 and encodes 175 amino acids. The transcript has 6 exons. Gene Ontology annotation, molecular function: calcium ion binding. The record is from RefSeq and is a predicted model, not a curated record.
UCGAGAGAGUCGAUGAUGACAAGGCAAUCCACGUGUAUAUAUUAAUUCUCUCGCAGUCGCAGGAACAACAGUCCUAUGUGGUCUCAACUCUGAACCAUCAUCCGACCAAAGGUGUCACCUGAAUCCAUCCGUGUAUUUCAACACUCAGUUCUCUUCUCUGUUCCCUUUCUUAUUGUGAUGUUUGUUCUAUACUCUAGUUUUUUGGGUGAAUAAUAAUAAAUGCUUCUUCAGAUUUUACUUUGAAGCUUCAUGGGUAGUGCUUCUUCUAUGCUGACUCAAUAUGACAUCGAAGAAGUUCAAGAACACUGCAACAAUCUAUUUUCACAGCAGGAAAUAGUGUCCUUGUAUCAAAGGUUUUGUCAACUUGACCGCAGCGCAAAAGGGUUUAUUUCAGCAGAUGAGUUUAUGUCUGUCCCUGAGUUUGCUAUGAAUCCACUUUCUCAGAGACUGCUUAAGAUGGUGGAUGGUUUGAAUUUUAAGGACUUCGUGGCCUUCUUGUCUGCAUUCAGUACCAAAGCUAGUGCAUAUCACAAAAUAGAACUUAUUUUCAAAGUAUAUGAUUCAGACCGUAAUGGAAAGGUGUCUUUCAAAGAUAUGCUGGAAGUAUUAAACGAUUUGUCUGGUUCAUUCAUGUCUGAUGAACAAAGAGAGGAAGUCCUGGGCCAAGUUCUCGAAGAAGCAGGAUACUCAAAAGACUCCUAUUUGACAUUGGAUGACUUCAUUAAGGUUCUUGGCCAAUCUGACCUAAAAAUGGAUGUUGAAGUCCCUGUUGAUUAAAACAGCCAGCAGUUUUCCCUGUUCUCUUGGGAAGAUAAAUAUUGUAAACUGUGUUCAUGCGAUUCUUGUAAAAUAGUUUCAUGUGGAAAUGAAAAAAAUGCACAGAUACUGUUGUCUCUUUUC